Molecule: messenger RNA, 1176 nt
Organism: Phytophthora sojae
Lineage: Eukaryota; Oomycota; Peronosporomycetes; Peronosporales; Peronosporaceae
Exons: 2
Coding region: 1-1176 (391 amino acids)
Source: RefSeq, a predicted model, not a curated record
AUGCGGUCGGUGUUGUCGAAGGUGUCGGUGGUUUUGGCGAUGGUGCCUGCCGUCGUGACGGCCCAUUCGUGGAUCGACUGCUUCGACACCAACCACACCAAGAUCUACGACCAGAGCGCAUCGUACAUCUACGGCGGCUCCGGCGGCAACGGCUUCUGCGACGGCUAUGGAGCGGGGUAUCCUGGCCGCGGCGACACCGACAUCGGGACCGAGUACACCUUCAAGAUGCUGGAGAACGAGGUCGAGGCCGGCACUCCCGUGUGCCAAACCGUGGCCGCCGACACGUACACGAGCACGGACUGGCGCAAACGCAUCUUGGUCGCGCCCGGCGUGACCGUCUACUUCGCGUACUUGCCCAAUGGCCACAUCGUCAAGGACAAGAAGGCCAUCGGCACGCAGCACGGCGUCUACUGGACGGGUCAAGUGGGCUCGGCGCUCACGUCGACGCUGGACAUGACGCACGAGUACCUCAUGGACGGCUACACGAUGGACUUCGACGACGGCAACUGUGGCGAGUCGUACGACUACGAUGGGAACCCGGGCGGGCGAGCGGGUGACGGCAAGCCCUGCAUUGGCUCGUUCGUGGUUCCGACGGGCACGGCUGCAGGCAUCUACAGCAUGGUUUGGUACUGGACGUUCUGGCUGGACAAUGAGGCGUCGUACGUGGAUCAGUCCCAAGCUCGCGGGUACUUUGGUGCGGCCUACUCGACGUGUUUCGAGGUGGAAGUCACAGCCGGAAGCGGCAGCUCAAACGCUCCGGAAUCAACUACCCCUGCACCGCCAGCCACAACAGCAACGCCUAGCGGAUACUCUACGUUCGACGCGACUACGUUUUCAUCUUUGGGCGGCGACGAGGACAGCGUUGGGACCGUUCACCCAGCCAGCACAAGCGCUUCGGUUUCUGGCCCUGAAUCAUCUUCUAGCGAUGAGGCAACAGCCACGAGCUCUUCGACUUCAGACAGCAGCUCAAGCAGUUCGGGAAGCGAUGAAGCGGAGGUGGGAUCCGACUCGGCAUCUAGAUCCGAGGCGUCAAAAGAAGAUUCCUUUACAUCGUCGUCCUCAUCAACGGUAAGUGCGUCUGCCAACGCGGAAACUAGCUUUUCGCUGACGGCAUCACAGUUCCAGUCGUGGGUGGUUUUGAUUUUGGCACUUGCUGCUGCCACGGUGGCAUUGUAA